AUGGAGCAGAACAUUUUCGACGUAUCGGAUGACAUUUCGUUCCCGUGGUUGCCGGCGUAUGCCGAGGCAACGGAAGCGAAUCCACACAACACCACCAGCAGCCGGAUGCUGGAGACGAUCGUCGAGGAAACGUCCGACGACGAUGAUGGGCGGGAUAAGGACCAGGGCGGAACGCAGCAACCGCUCAGCUGGUCCCAGUACGAUCAUGUCUGGAGUUCCGGCGGUUCAGACGCCGAAUCGGUGAUACGCGUCGAAACUCCUUCCGAUCAAGACACAAUGUCCGAGCGCGAUUUCAUCUGUCCGCCGAAGCGUCGGAAGCAGGAGACAUCGUUCGGUGACGAGUUUCUUGCUUCCGAUCUGUCCGCCAUCUACGGUAGACGGCAGCGCAUUUGCGAACCGGACGGGCUGGAAGGGAAUGAAUAUUUCAUGAAGCGACACAAUGAACAAAGGUUGCGAUUCGAUGAGAUUGGACAUGAUCUAUUUACCGACUCGGAUAGCCUGUCGUACGCGUCGCUCAGCCGCUCGUCGUCGCUGAUCCAGUUUGAAUCGUUGGAACGGCAGCUGCAGAAUGAGACAACGGUGAACCAACAUCCACUGUCCGGGUCGUCACCGUCGCUGUACACAACCGAAUCCAAUACCGCCUGCCCGGGCGUGUACCAUCAUGGUGGGGACGCGGCACGAGGGAAACCGGCGGCAGCCGCCAUCAACGGUGGGCCGGCUGGUAGCAAUCUGCUAACGACAUCGAACCUCAUCCAGAAGAGUAUCGCCCAGACGGCACUCAACAUCAGCGACUCGGAGCUCUACUCGACGUCUUCCAGUGUGAGCAGCACCGGCAGCUGCAGCGGUCCGGACAGCAGCAGUAACGCCAGCACCAGCACGAGCAGCAACAGCAGCAGUAGCAGUGGCUUCCGGUACACCGACAGCCGGGCCGGGGUGGAUAAGCGUUUGGUAGGGCGCGAGGUCGACCGGAGCAUUGGUGGCGGUGGAACUACCACACCGGAAGACGCCGGUGACACCGAGGAGGAGCUGCUCAGUGCAACCGUCCGGUGCCAUUCGAGCCGCUGUUCCGAACGGCAGCGGCACAGUGGACGGGGCAUCGCCGCCCGCAACAAGAACUCGAUCGAGAGCCUCAGCGAGGACAGUGGAUAUUGUGAUCAUUUGCAGCAGCAGGGCGGCAGCAUGCACAGUGGUGGUGGGUUGCGCGCACGCUCCAAAAGCUUAACCAACUUCGGUUCGGCCGAAAACAUUACGUUCCUGUGCGGUAACGGUGGUGGGAUGUUUCCGUCAACACUGUUGCCGGUGCCGGUGACGCAGCAGCAACACGAACAGCAGCAACCGCUCAGCCUGGACUGCACCGCGAUGGAAGUGCGCCACGUGGCGUACCACGAAAACCGCCUGUCGACGGUGUGUGACGUGGAUGAGGAGGACGAACAGGCCGAGGCGGGUGACGAUGGAUGCAGCAGGGAUGCCAAAUGCAUCGAAUCCGCACCAACACCGGCAAUCGAACGGCAGCAUGCGCCACCACAGCCGCAACUGUGGACGAAUAUUAAUAAUGGUACAAAAAUAGAGCACGGUCGCGGUUCGUGUAAACAACGGACGGGCGAAUCGCGUCAGCGGGGUGCGGAGUCUGGCACACGUACGGUGACAUCGAUGGCGUCGUCGUCGCGUUCGGCGAUUAAAAAUAGCACACCGGUCGGUCGUACCCGAUUGCGACCGGUGCUGUCCCUCAGCGCACCCGAUCUGCUCGUCGGGGUGGAUCGACAGCGGCGGCUGCGGCGACACACGGAUGAUCGGACCCCGUCGGCAUCGGCCGGCACCGUUGGUCUGUACGAUCCAAUCAGUUUUACCGUGUCCAGCGUGCCCGAGUGUUUGAACCUGUACGGUGGCGGUGUAUCUGCGAACCGUUCGCGCCACGGUUCGUUCGACAGUGAUAGUGCGUCCAGCGAGUUCCUUCGCCACGGUUACGGAGGUGCCUGUGGCGAGUCGGUGGCGAGCAAAAACUUUAAUCUGUACGAUUUGCAGCAACAGCGACCGUACACCGCGCCGGUCAAGUGCACCAAGACGGUGACGUUCCAAACGGGCAGCUGUACCAGUAGCCCGUCCCGUCCGAAGCAGAACAUUCGCGCCAGUUACGCAAACCUCACCGCCCUCAACUACAGUGACGACGAGGAGGACGACCCGGUGUACGGUGGGCGCCGGGGGCAUGAGUACUAUCUGAGCCGUAACACGUUCCGUACGAGCAGCGGCACUAGACUGGGUGGUGGAAGCCGUACAUCGAACACGAUUGUCCCGCGAACGACACUGCUCACCGUGCCAAUGGAGCAUCAUCACCAGCGAGGACAUCUUCCGGAGCAGCCGGACGUAAGCGUGGUGGUGGAGGAGGAACUGGCAGACGAUGAGGAAAGCUGCAUUUUCCCGGUCGAUCGUGACGAGAAGAGUGUGUUCCACUCGCUGCUGGAGGAGAUGUCGGCCCACUUUGACCGCAAUCUGUCAAUUAUUAAUGAUCAGGCCGAGGCGUACGAACCGAUCGCGGCCUUCCUGCAAGAACAGCGCUCUUCGUCGAAUGCUUCCGGCAGUGCGCGACUCCAUGCCACCCUUGGCAUCGUGACACCCCCGCCAGCUCCACCGCGUCGUACGCAGAUCAAAACCAACCCUCACCUGGCACAGCAAAGCACGGGAAGUCCAUCGGUUCCGCCCAAGCUGACGGUGAACUCGGUGACAACGGUUGUGACACCGCCUCCACCAUCCGGCACAACUCGUCGAAGAACCUUCGACCAGGAUCCGACCAAUUUGGUCACCUGCUACGCGGCCAGCCUCGAACGUUGUACCUUCGAUCCGACGGAAACGUCCACCAGUAACCUCGCGCAGGCGAGUGAGCUGCAUACUAAUGGUCGUGUUGCGUUGCCCCGAUACGUGCCAGUUCCGGUGAAGCGUGAGUUUGUGGCCAGUACGCCGAACCUGCACUACUACCACGGUGCGGUUGCGGACAGUGAGGGCGGCGAAGACACCCGGCCGGAUCAUCACAACUCGCUGAGGAAUGUUUCGAGUUGCCGCUCGACUGGAAGCAUACUGGCGACGGCUUCGAGUUCCCGCUGUGGCCUUUCGAAGGGUGUCAGCUUCUGCCCGAUAGUGUCGGAGAUCAUCUGGAAGAGUACGGGCAGUUCGGAUCUGGAGCCGGAUGAUAAUGGGAGCGUUAUUUCCAAUCAAGACUUCGAGAUCGACAUCGACGAGGAUGAUUUCGAGGCGGAUGAUCUGGAUCAUAUGAAUUUGCAGCUGGAAAAUGGUCGGGCAGCUUCAGCUGAUGAUCGGUACUCGAUUCCGCAGGCUGCAAACAGUCUACCGUGCUUGGACGAUGAACGUAACCAACGAAAUGGUGUGCCAGAACGUGAACAUACGACUAGUGAGCGAAGGUUUUAUUCGAAUAAUCUACAAUCGAAGAAUAAGAGUGAAGGUGAACUGUAUGCGAUGAUCCGCGAAGAGGACGGUUAUGUGCAGCAUCCAUCGACGCUGAUUGCUAACGAUCGCGCCGAAACGGUGCAGCUGAACGGUGCUAAUGGUGGUGCAGGUGUAACGAUGACCUCUAGUGAUCUAUCAUACGCUGGUGAUUUAUCUAGUGCCGGACAAGCGAGCCGGAACAGAAUGAGUGAUACACAUGGUGCUGGUGUUGUGUUGGUGGCAGAUGAGCGUAGAAAUGGUGGCAACAGCAAUGGUGCAAUGGCGAGCAGAAAUUUAAUUGCUGGCGAGCAGCAGAUGCGUUUAGUGAGCAGUAGUGACAAUGUGCAGGGUAAGGGUGGAUCGGCAGCAACGAUGCCGGCCCAGUACACCAACAACAGCAGCCUGAUAAAGAACUUCAAAAAUGGCAAAGCGGAGAAGAAGGGCAAAACCUUCCUGUCGCGCAUAUCGUCCGGUUUUCGAUUUUCGUUCCGCAACAAAUCAAAGAAGGGAACGCCCGGUGCCGUUGGUGGGCUAAAGGAAUCGUCGAGCUUUACCGCACCGACAGCGGUAAACAAUAACAACAACAUCAACGCGAAGGUUGGCCGCGGUGGUACGAGCUCCGCUAGUGGGAAUGAUAGUGCGUCGGCCGACUUCAUCUACAUUCCGCUGAAGGAUCCGCGCAAACAGAACCACCGGCCGGACGAACCGCCGUCCUAUCUGCAGCGCCAGAUCAGUGCGGCCGGUGUGACGGUCGAUGACAGCUUCACCGGAGCGGAGGACGAACCGGACGAUUGUGAGAUAGCGGUGACGCGACCCGGUGGCGGUGCCGGUUACUACCGUUCGGAUUCAAGCACGGCACUGAACGGUGACGGUGGGGCAGGGGAACAGGGCCGGGCCGGGACAGGGAACCACGUGUUGAGCUCCAAGCCACCGCUACCGAAGCAGCCACCGCGCGUCGUCGGUGUGUGUGCGAAGCGCUCCAGCACCUCACCAGCCUCGCUAAAGCACGCACAUGCGCAGCGGGCGUCGUCGACGCCACCGAGGGAUGCCGAACAGGACGAGCUCGACUCGACCACGACGACGGCGACGAUGUCAUCGUCCUACUACCAGCGCCGUAGCCCAUCGCAGCAUCAGUACGCGGCCAACGGUUCAUACGGUUCCUACCACGGUGGCGCCGAUACGCUAAGCGUCGAAGGGUACGGCGACGAGGACGAGUACUAUUACGGUGCGGGCGGUGACGGACGGUUAGUGCACCGCGGCAGCAUCAUGGGCAGUGAGCAGAAGAUCGGUCUCAUCGAGACCAACCUGGACACGCACGAGACCAUCAUCUCGGGCAAGACGCGCUCGCUGAUGGAGCUCGGCGGUGGCCAGCACUACCGUGGCUACCAUCACCUGCAGCAGCAACAGCAGCAACAGCAGCAUCAGCAACACCGGUCGUCCGGCAUACCGCACGGCCAUCAUCAACUGCAGGUGCACGAUCCUGCCCAGCGGCCGACGAACGGCAUCAAGGAUCACCACCAUCACCGGGCACCGGGCAGUGCCGAUGGUCCCGGCAGACCCCACAAAAGCAUGGAGUUCCUGUUGGACAAGGAAAACCAACGUAACGUUCUGCCCCCGGAAAAUGAGCUCCAGAAGUCACACGAAACAGGCACCAAUCUAAGCGAACAUCAGCUUCGCGUGCAGGCAUCACUGCAGCGGCUGAAUAUUCCCGACUGGUACAAGCAAUAUUCUGGCAAGGAUGGACCGGCGAACACGACCGCACCGGUGGCGGGUGCCACCGCUGCUGCCGGUGGCAUACUGCGCAAGCGGAACAGCGACGUCGGACGAUGGACCGGGCUGAGCUCGAAGACCACUUCGCUCAGCUCGCUCGGAUCGCACCGGUCGGACCGUAGUCCAGUGAUGCUGAGUCCCUCCGCACACAGCCACCACGGUCAGACCGGGUUCUCCCGAUGGUCCACGUCCCACCUGAACUCGAACCAAACGUCACCGAGCGUAUCGACGCGGGGCUCAUUCACCCGGGGCGGGCUGAACGCGAGCGUUAUAUCCGGCUACUCGACUGCUUCCACUACGGCCGGAACCGGUGCCAAUAGUAGCAGUAGUACGAUUAGGAACUCCUUCCGCCAGCCGUACCUUGGCUGGAGAAGUCAGGAGAAGCUGUCCCAACCGCGAACACCAGCGGAACGACUUGCAUCAUCUCUGCUGCAACAGCAAGGCACGAACAAACAGAAGGAACAGCAACAACUGAAAGAACAGCAACAGCGAGGAAAGCACCCGCAAAAGGAGGAAUCCGUCGUAACGCCGGAAAUUCAAUCAUCAAUCAUAGAAGUAACGUCAGCGAUUGUACAUUAUGUAAAUGACCAAACAAAUCGACACUCACGCAGUAGAUCUACUAGUCCAAGCCAAAGAUGUUGGCUAGAAAGUUCGUUUGUUGGUACCCGGCCCCUCGAUUCCCCGCAGACGCCGUUGAUCGAGAAUAGUUCCGUUCUAGGAUCCGGCCACCAUCAGCAGCAGCAUCAGCAGCAACAGCCGCAAACGGCCGGCGAUCAUUAUCGGUUUAACGCCGGCCGGAUGAAUGGCGUCGGGAUGUCCGGCGCGGUUCCGACGUUCUCGCUACCACCCGAGCAUCAGUCGCCCGGAUCGGCCACACUCGAGGAUGUGCUCGCCUCGUUGCUCGGCUUGCCGGCCGAUUCACACAGGUCCUCAGCGCCCAACAGCACCAGCAGUAACCACACGCUGCAGAUCGAACCGAUGCAGGCGCGCCGUCGGAGCGAAGGGGAUGCGGCUGGGACGCGGAAGCGCAACGACAGCGGCGGUUCGAUGGCGAUCAGCAGCACCACCACCACCACCACGACCAGCGGCAGCACCAACCAGAGCGGCCGUAGCACACAGCAGCCCGGCACGGUCAAGACCGAUCUGCUGGGGGUCGGGCUGGAUGCCCGGAUCGCCCGCCGGGUGUCGCUCGAUUCGGCCGAAGCGGCCGGUCACCAUCACCGUGGGCACGACUACCUCAAGUGCCGGUAUCCGCGGUGCGACGCGACCGCCACGCUGGCGGAGGCCCGGAAGACCUACAAGAGCUGCCACAACUGUUCCCAUCUGUACUGCUCGCGCGAGUGCCGCCGGGCGCACUGGGAGCGACACCGGAAGGCCUGCCUGCACUCGCGGGUGUCCGCCCUGUGCCGGUUGGUGCUGUCCACGUGCAAGGACGACGCGGACACGCUCCGGCACCUGAGUGCGCUCGCGCGCCGGGGCUACUUGUCGCAGGGGCGAGGUGUUGUUAGAAUACUGUUCCGCAGCCCGGAAAGCGCCGACUCCUUCAUCAAGCAGGGCUUCCAGUGCCUGGGCGAGGUGUCGUAUGUGCGCUGGCCGGACCUGCUGCCAGCCGAGAUGGGCCCGGAGCUCUACUCGGAGCUGCUGAAGCUCAGCACCGAGUACAAGCCCGACUCGAAGAUGCUCAUAUACGUUGCGAUCUGCGUGGUGUCGGAAGCGCCGGGUAGUGCGACCGCACCGGUCAAAUGGGAACGCCAGCUGGUGUCGCGGUGCGCGAAAUUGAAGCUGUGCCGAUCGGUCGUGAGUGAGAUCGCGGCCAGCGGACCGGGCGGUGAGCGAACCGGUCCGCGCGCUGACACCGUCGGCGAUGUGCUCGUGCUGUCGUUCAAUAUCCUUUCGAAGACGACCCAGCGGGCGCGGGAGCAGGUAUCGCUCAACAUACAGACGAUCCUGCGGCAGCGCGGUGUCAAUCUGCGCAAACACUACCCGGAGGUCUUCCAGCGGUUGGCCACGUUCGUGGAGGGCAGCACCGAUCGGUUCCUGCCGGUGACGCUUCAUCCGCGCGAUAACGUCACCGGGCGAUCGUUUGUCUGCAUUAUUAUGCCAAACUACGGCGACACGGAUCGCGUGCAGUUCCCGGUGUCGGAGAACAGUGACGACCGUGUUGUGACGGUUGAUGUUGGGGCUGAUCUGGGAGAUGAUCUUACUAGCAAACUUUAA
This is a messenger RNA of Anopheles marshallii, 7422 nucleotides long. RefSeq lists its product as uncharacterized. Bases 1 to 7422 code for a protein of 2473 amino acids. Gene Ontology annotation, biological process: cell-cell junction organization. The transcript is spliced from 9 exons. Gene Ontology annotation, cellular component: apical junction complex; plasma membrane. The record is from RefSeq and is a predicted model, not a curated record. Lineage: Eukaryota; Metazoa; Arthropoda; Insecta; Diptera; Culicidae.